This is a messenger RNA of Fusarium odoratissimum NRRL 54006, 432 nucleotides long. RefSeq lists its product as uncharacterized. The record is from RefSeq and is a predicted model, not a curated record. Bases 1 to 432 code for a protein of 143 amino acids. The transcript has 2 exons. Lineage: Eukaryota; Fungi; Ascomycota; Sordariomycetes; Hypocreales; Nectriaceae.
AUGAUGUCAAACACUGUUGGACGCCUUGCGCUUUUCGCAACACUCCCUUUACUGACUUUGGGAUUCACUGUUACACAGGACAACGAUGGUCCUGGCCAAACCGUGGCCCAGGCGAUUUUUACCGGGCAGGGCCUGAGUGUAGUGAACUGGGACUUGAGUGCUGCAUCGGGCAGCUAUGGAUCCUUCGCUGACGGCCCAUUCGGCAUCGGCAGCGGUGGCAUCUUGGCCACUGGUCCCAUGUCUGGCGCCCUGCCUGGAGGAAAUCGUAAUGUCGAUAACGGGCAUUCGAAUAACGGAGAGCAUGACAGCUACUGUGGACCCAAUAGCCAGAAUGCCCUCGUUCUCUAUGCAGGCGUCUUUAUUGACUCUGGGUAUAAUGGAGUCUCAGCUAGAGUUUAUCCUGGCCACGGAAGAGGACGAAGGAAUAACUAG